Cheilinus undulatus (humphead wrasse) is the source of this 1183-nucleotide messenger RNA. RefSeq names its product nucleolar protein 7 (gene nol7). Lineage: Eukaryota; Metazoa; Chordata; Actinopteri; Labriformes; Labridae. Gene Ontology annotation, molecular function: RNA binding. The record is from RefSeq and is a predicted model, not a curated record. The coding region runs from base 12 to 695 and encodes 227 amino acids. Gene Ontology annotation, cellular component: nucleus. The transcript is spliced from 8 exons.
GCCAAGCCAACAUGGCGAAGAAACAACGUGGGGAAGAGACCUCGUCGUCAAAGAUGGCAAAUAUCGACGAGCAGUCGGAAAAUUUCAGUCUAGUUCUUCAGUCCAGUGAUGACGAAGCUCCCGAAGAGGUGACAUUUGAAGAUGCGAAGACUGAAGCUUUACAGAGCAUGAGACAGGCGCUGGACAGAGCCAGAAGAGAAAAGGAGCUACUAAAAGAGAAGAGACGAAAAAGACAGGAACUGUUCCAGGAACAGAAGAAAAGGAAACUUUUACCUGCUGAUGUGUUGGAGGAAAUCGACUCUGCCCCUUCAAAGAAGCAGAAAGAGAGCGAGGAUGAAGAUGAAGAGGAGCAGCAGGAAGAGGGUGAGGAGGAGAUCAGGAUGAAGAAAAAGAAGAGCAAGAACCCGCCACAUUCCAGAAGCCUGAAGGGAAACUACACGGUGACAACAGUGAAGGAGCGAGAGUUGGUGUCCUGCCAGCAGCAGGCAGCUGAAGACUUCAUCAAGUCCAGACUGUACGGACCAGGAAGCUGCAGGACUACAAGUAAUGAGAUGCUCUCCCUCCAGAACAAGAAGGGGAGAAAUAAAAGUGCGGCUGUGCAGUUUGUCAAGAAAGACUGGGCCUGUAAAGAAAAAGCCAAAGCAGAGAAGCUGAAGAAGCGAUGGAUCCAUAAGCAGCAGAUUUCCCCCUGCUGACCCACGUCUCUGAUAAACCUCGGCAAGGUUCAGCAGACCACCACUUCACUCUUCCAGCUCUGAUUCUGCAGCUGCAAGUGUCAUGGCCACAAUCAGAGGAGGAUUUGGACCAGGGGGGGGGAGAUAAAUAUUGCAAAUAAAACAGACUGAAGCAGACUCUGUGAAAGACCGAAGAUUACAGGCAAAUAAAAAUCAAACUGUUCAUGGAUUUAUCGGAGGCUGGACUGUAAAAAGCUGCGGUCUUUGGGUCAGUGACAAACAUGGGACUUUGCUCUCGUUUAUUAAAGAGCAGAACGUGUUUAAAAAGUGUUUCAAAGUCUUUGAUAACCAUUCUGAAGAAACCUUUGACUUUUCUACAUUUUGUUUUCUUGAAUGACUGUUUAUCAAAUCUAAUGUAUCUUUAAAAGAUAAUCUCAAUGUUACAGGUUUCCUUUGUAUGUAGAGCUUCAAACCCAUAGUGAGAUUGGUAUUAAACUGUUAAAAUUUAA